Hevea brasiliensis (rubber tree) is the source of this 1767-nucleotide messenger RNA. RefSeq names its product dolichyl-diphosphooligosaccharide--protein glycosyltransferase subunit 1B. Gene Ontology annotation, cellular component: membrane; oligosaccharyltransferase complex. The record is from RefSeq and is a predicted model, not a curated record. The coding region runs from base 117 to 1565 and encodes 482 amino acids. The transcript is spliced from 8 exons. NCBI's taxonomy places the organism in Eukaryota, Viridiplantae, Streptophyta, Magnoliopsida, Malpighiales, Euphorbiaceae.
CAAUAAAGAUAGGCCCAACAGAGCAUCUAAAUCAAGCCCAAAUCCCCACCACCCUCCAGUCUUUGGUCUGAUCAGUCACAACUCACAGCACACGCUAUAACACAGAACUUCAGCCUAUGCACAUUGUAAGGGGGUCAACUGCAAGGCACCACACGCACACAGCCAUGGAAGCUCCGCUCGGAGCUCGACUAACCCUUGCUCUCUCCAUUUUCGCAUUUCUCUCACUUCUUACCACGGCCUUCUCUCAACAGAUCCAAAUCCUCAACGCCGAGCGCAGAGUUGAUCUGACUUCACAUAUUGUUAGGGUUUUCUUGACUUUGAAGGUUGAGAAUACUGGAACAGCUCCUGCCACUGAAAUCCUUCUUGCUUUCCCACCUACUCAAGUUGACCAUCUAGCAGUUGUCAAAGCACAAGCUGCUACGGGAAAGCGGAAGAAGCAAACUUAUGUGCCUCUUGAUGUAAAGCCAACAGAGUUACCUGAUGCACCAAAUGGAACUAAAUAUUUUAUUAUAUCUUUGCUCAGUCCAUUAAAUUCAGGUGAAACUGCAACCCUGGAAGUGCUUUACAUUUUAACACAUUCUUUGGAACCUUUUCCAGCUGAGAUAAGCCAAUCAGAACCACAGUUGGUUUAUUACCAUGAUAGUGCUAUAAUAUUGUCACCGUACCAUAUUAAGCAGCAAACAACUUUUAUUAAGACACCAACUGCAAAAGUGGAAUCAUUCACAAGAGUGGAACCCACUAACCGUGUCAGUACAGAGCUAAAGUAUGGGCCAUAUGAAGAUCGCCCUCCAUAUUCAUUUUCUCCAAUAAUUGUUCAUUUUGAGAAUAACAAUCCAUUUGCUGUUGUUGAGGAGAUUGUACGGGAAGUGGAAAUUUCUCACUGGGGCAACCUUCAGAUAACAGAACACUACAAGUUGGUUCAUACUGGUGCUCGACACAAAGGCGUGUUUUCAAGGGUUGAUUAUCAAUCUAGGCCAUCUUUUAGUGGCGUAUCUUCAUUCAAACACCUCCUGGCAAGAUUACCACCUAGGGUGCAUUCUGUCUAUUAUCGAGAUGAAAUAGGGAACAUUUCAUCAUCUCAUUUACGUACAGAUAAUCGAAAGUCAGAACUUGAAAUUGAACCGCGAUAUCCUUUAUUUGGAGGUUGGAAAGCUACUUUUGUCAUUGGGUAUGGGCUACCAUUGCAAGAUUUCCUUUUUGAGUCUUCAGAUGGCAAGCGUUACCUCAACUUCAGCUUUGGCUGUCCUCUUGCAGAGACCAGUGUGGACAAGUUGACCAUCAAAGUUGUUCUGCCAGAGGGAUCCAAAGACCCUUCAGCUGUGGUUCCCUUUUCAGUAGAGCAACGCUUGGAGACCAAAUAUUCAUACCUUGACGUUGUUGGGAGGACUGUGCUGGUUCUGGAAAAGAAAAAUUUAGUUCCUGAGCAUAACUCUCCUUUCCAGGUUUAUUACACUUUCAACCAAAUCUUCAUGCUAGCAGAACCAUUGAUGUUGGUAUCUGCAUUUUUCUUCUUUUUUGUGGCUUGUGUAGCUUACUUACACAUUGAUCUUUCCAUACGCAAGUGACAAACCCUAAACUGCCCCUACCCAAAACGCAUUUUAUCAAAGGAAUGAUUUUGUGAUUUAUUAGCAAUGGAUUAGAUCUGUAAUCUGGAGCUCAGAAUGGUGUAAUUUUAACUUGGUUAACUCCAGAGACUGAGAAAGGUCAGAACUUCGGAUGACCAUUUUUCAGAUAGUUAUAAAAUUUUGACAUGUUCUCUAGUGAAAA